CCAUCAGGUGUCGCUGCUGCACGUUUUAAGAGAUGAAUUCAUUGGCUCUCGGCACGUCACGUGAUCAAAACAUUGCCUCGCAGUCGCAGGAUGAAGUAGCUUCCGCUUAGCGGUCAACACCAGCAGAAAACGACCUUUAACCAAAGGCCUCACCAACUAUUCUGAUUCACACAGGUAUGCCACGGAAAGAUCCGUGUCAAAAGCAAGCAUGUGCGAUUCAACAGUGUUUACAAGCUAACAAAUACCAGGAGAGCAUGUGUGAGCACGUGAUCAGGGAGAUGCGGCGGUGCUGCGACUCUCUGACUGGAAACUCCAUCUGCUGCUCCGGGUUCAAGGACUCAAAACCCACGGAGAACAAAAGUAACACAUAGCUACAUUCAGCCCAAAGAUUGUGAUGGGAAUACUGGAGAAAAUGAGCAUUGUAUCAAUGUUUUAUUGACUGCAACAGUGUCGUGGACUUGAAUAGGCCUUACUUUUCUUGUAUAGCAGACAUGUCAUUGCAGAAAGGCAUAGUGGUCCUGGAGUUGUCACACACACAGGCGUAUAUGUUAUUAAAUACAUAUUUAAAUGCCUCACAUCUUUGGCACAACAUUCAUUGGACAUUGUGUACCAUGGCAAAUGUUGUAUUUAUUAAAGUGAAUUGUUUCCUGUGA
Molecule: messenger RNA, 653 nt
Organism: Pseudoliparis swirei
Lineage: Eukaryota; Metazoa; Chordata; Actinopteri; Perciformes; Liparidae
Gene: cmc4
Product: C-x(9)-C motif containing 4 homolog (S. cerevisiae)
Exons: 3
Coding region: 177-371 (64 amino acids)
Cellular component (GO): mitochondrial intermembrane space
Source: RefSeq, a predicted model, not a curated record